Molecule: messenger RNA, 3093 nt
Organism: Lotus japonicus
Lineage: Eukaryota; Viridiplantae; Streptophyta; Magnoliopsida; Fabales; Fabaceae
Product: probable disease resistance protein At5g66900
Exons: 6
Coding region: 244-2721 (825 amino acids)
Biological process (GO): defense response to fungus
Molecular function (GO): ADP binding
Source: RefSeq, a predicted model, not a curated record
AGAGCAAAGAGGGAGGUAGUUUCCUUUUCCAUAUAAGAUACUUGUUUCACGAUUCCAAAGUUUCAAAUCUCCAAUAUUUCGAUUUCAAUUUGCAAAAAAAUAAAAAUUGCAGGUAAGAAGAUAAGGAGAAAUUGAAGUAUCUGUGUUCAUUUCAAAGCUAGAGGGGAAAAGUCGAUCCAGAUCCAGGUGCUUCCGCUGAUUUGUCAUCUUUCCCCAACAUAGUAGAAGAAGAAGCUGAAUUCAAUGGCAGAUGCAACACAGCUUGUUGCUCUUGCUCCUCUGGCUAGAUUUCAAGAGAUCUUGAAGAAGAUCUCUCAAAUGGUGGAGAAAUCUCGAAAGAGUGGAAUCGCUCAGAGAAUUCUAAGGUCAACGCUCAUAGAAUUUAACCAUGUUGUGCUGGAAAUCAAGCGUUACAACGAGCACUUGGCUCAGCCUAGAGAAGAAAUCAAAACCCUCAUCAGAGAAAAAGAUGCAGGGGAAGAAGGAGAAAAAGGGGACAAGUGUGUCAAUUCCUGUCUUCAGGUUUUCACUGACAGAGUUUGGCAUGGUAAGGAUGAUUCUGAUUCGGUUGAUGCUGAUGAGAAGCAAGCUCUCACAGCGAAAGAUGUUAAGGAAACGCUUUACAAGGUGAGGGAGAUUCUUGAGCUUCUUACCCAAGAGGAUGGAGGAGCUGGAACAUCAAAAAUCAAGGCUCCUUUUGAUGUUCCUGUGAAACCAGAUUUCACUGUUGGGUUGGAUGUGCCCUUGAGCAAGCUGAAGAUGGAGCUUCUCAAGGACGGUGUCUCGGUCGUCGCUGUGACCGGUUUAGGUGGGUUGGGGAAAACAACUUUGGCUGCAAUGGUUUGUUGGGAUAAACAAAUUAAGGGUAAGUUCAGGGAAAAUAUUUUAUUUGUAACAUUCUCGAAAACGCCCAACGUGAAGAAUAUUGUAGAGAGACUAUUUGAACACUUUGGAUAUGAAGUGCCUGAGUUUCAAAGCAAUGACGAUGCAGUUUAUCAAUUGGGGCCUUUAUUUAAGAAGUGUGAAGGAAAUCCGUUAUUGUUGGUUUUGGAUGAUGUCUGGCCUGGUUCAGAAGACCUUGUUGAGAAAUUCAAAGUCCAGAUAUCAGAUUAUAAAAUUUUAGUGACUUCAAGGAUUACGUUUCCUAGAUUUGGCACCCCAUGUGUUCUAAAGCCUCUUGCCCAUGAAGAUGCAAUAACCCUUUUCCGUCACUAUGCUCUCUUGAAAGAUAGUAGUUCAAAUAUUCCUGACGAUAAUCUUGUCCAAAAGGUGGUGGGAAGUUGCAAAGGUUUACCACUUGCUAUUAAAGUGAUUGGUACAUCACUCAGGAGUAGGCCUUAUGAGUUGUGGCAGAAAAUAGUGAAGGAACUGUCACAAGGUCAUUCUGUACUUGAUUCUCAUACUGAGUUACUUACUCGCCUCCAAAAGAUCUUAGAUGUUUUGGAAGAUAAUCCUGUCAUCAAGGAGUGCUUCAUGGACUUAGCAUUAUUUCCUGAAGACCAAAGAAUUCCUGCUACUGCUCUCAUUGAUAUCUGGGCAGCAUUGUAUGAACUAGAUGAACUAGAAGUGAUGGACAUCAUCAAAAAAUUGGACUCCAUGAAUCUGGCUAAUUUCUUUGUUGCAAGGAAAAAUACAAGUGACACUGAUGAUUACUACUACAGUAACCACUUCAUCGUCCUUCAUGAUCUUCUAAGAGAGCUAGGAAUUUAUCAAAGCAUACAGGAACCAGUUGGAAAGAGAAAAAGACUGAACAUUGACACGAACGAAGAUAAACUUGAAUGGUUGCUUCAGGAGAAGCAGCAAGGCAUAAUGUCCCGCACGUUGUCAAAAAUUCGUAGAUUGUGUCUUAAACAGAAGCCUCAACUGGUCCUUGCCCGCACAUUGUCUAUAUCAACUGAUGAAACUUGCACUCCAGAUUUGUCCCUAAUUCAACCAGCUGAAGCUGAGGUUCUGAUUUUAAAUCUUCGAACUAAGAAGUACUCCCUUCCAGAGAUCUUGGAGGAAAUGAAUAAACUUAAAGCUUUGAUAGUCACAAAUUACGGUUUCCAUCCUUCUGAACUAAACAAUUUUGAGCUACUAGACUCUUUAUCCAACCUGAAGAGAAUCAGACUAGAACAGAUUUCUGUUCCUUCCUUUGGCACAUUAAAGAAUCUUAAAAAGUUAUCCCUCUGCAUGUGCAAUAUCAGGCUGGCCUUUGAAAAGGGUAGCAUCCUAAUUUCAGAUUCAUUUCCAAAUCUUGAAGAUCUGAACAUUGACUAUUGCAAGGAUAUGGUAGGAUUGCCUAAUGGGGUCUGUGAUAUUAUCUCACUAAAGAAGCUCGGUGUUACUAAUUGCCACAAGCUUUCUGGGCUGCCCCAAGAAAUUGGAAAGUUGGAGAAUUUGGAACUCCUGAGGCUGAGUUCCUGUACUGAUUUGAAAGGAUUACCAGAUUCUAUUGGAAGGCUUUCAAAACUAAGACUUCUUGACAUAUCAAACUGCAUAAGCCUUCCAAGUUUGCCAGAGGAAAUUGGUAACCUGUGUAAUCUAAAAAGUCUCUAUAUGACAAGUUGUGCAGGGUGUGAAUUGCCAUCCUCAAUUGUCAAUCUUCAGAAUCUAACGGUGGUUUGUGAUGAAGAGACGGCUGCUUCAUGGGAAGCUUUUGAAUAUGUGAUUCCCAAUCUGAAGAUAGAGGUUCCUCAGGUUGAUGUUAACUUGAAUUGGCUUCAUUCAACCAGCGUCUAAGACCUCUUUCUUUAAAUUGGUUUUGGAUCAGUGGUCAUGUGUGAUAUUUCUUUUUAAUUGAAGGAAAUAAUCUAGUUUAAAAACUUGAAUAAUAAUCCUCCUCAUGUUGUUUAUAGAAUGACAUGUUUCUUUAAGUUGCUGAAUAAUCUAGUUUAAAAGACUUGAAUAAUAAUCCUCCUCAUGUUGUUUAUAGAAUAACAUGUUUCUUGUAAGUAGCUGUAGUAUUUCUUGUAAAUACUGUUACUUGAAAGAGGUAGGAGAUUUCAUGUAUGUUUUUUUUUAUGCUUGAUUUCAAGUAUGUUUGGUGUAAUGUUAUGUGUAGAGACAUACUUUGUAGUGUGAUGUAAUAAAAUAAACUAUUGCAUUGUUUUA